GCUCCCAUCGGUGGACGUUACUUCUCUCUUCCGCUUCCCAAAAGCCCUCUGAUCUUCAUUUUCUGUAAUCCCUGUCAUCUCAGCAACUGACGUCAAUCCGCGCUCACAUCCUCACCAGCCAUGAGCACUCCCGCUCUCUCCGGGGGCACGAGCCUUUUUUCUGGGUUUACUCGUUUGUGCAAAGGCCUAGCGGUGGUACUGGUGGGUGGUCACAUUGCGAUUCAGGUUUUCCCUUCAGCUGUUGCUUACCUAGCCCUUAUUCCCGCCAGAACUAUCCCUUUUGCCUGGAACCUGAUUUCAGCUGGUUAUAUUGAACAAUCCAUUUAUGGGGCAAUUGUCAGCACCAUUGGUCUCCUUUUCAUUGGAAAGCUGCUUGAACCUGUAUGGGGUUCCAGGGAAUUUUUAAAGUUCAUUUUUGUGGUUAACUUUCUGACUUCUGUGUGUAUUUUCAUCACUGCCAUUGCCUUGUACUAUAUUACAAGACAAGAAAUUUACCUGUAUAUGCCAUUUUCUGGAUUUCAUGGAGUUCUUUCUGGCUUCUUGGUUGGCAUCAAGCAGAUGAUGCCGGAUCAAGAACUGCCUCUCCUUAAGAUAAAAGUGAAGUGGUUACCAUCCAUUGCUUUACUUCUUUCGAUUGCUUUGAGCUUCUGGACACUGGAGGCAGUAUCAUAUCUUCCCACUGUAAUAUUUGGGACGUACAUUAGCUGGAUUUACCUUAGGUACUGGCAGAGGAGAGUAGAGACAAAACUUAAGGGUGACCCAAGUGACGACUUUGCUUUCUCCACAUUUUUCCCAGAAUUUUUGAGACCAGUCAUAGACCUAUUGCGUCAAUAUUUCAUCGCAUGCUCUGUGGAAGAUCUG
Neltuma alba is the source of this 861-nucleotide messenger RNA. RefSeq names its product rhomboid-like protein 19. Gene Ontology annotation, biological process: retrograde vesicle-mediated transport, Golgi to endoplasmic reticulum. Gene Ontology annotation, cellular component: membrane; Golgi apparatus. The record is from RefSeq and is a predicted model, not a curated record. The annotation marks the transcript as partial. NCBI's taxonomy places the organism in Eukaryota, Viridiplantae, Streptophyta, Magnoliopsida, Fabales, Fabaceae. The transcript has 7 exons.